AUGUUUUCCAAUAUUAUUUCAACAUUGGCACUUUUGCAAUUGUUGAAUGCUGCUCCAAUUUUAUUAACAAGAUAUCAUGUUGCUGCUCCAACAACAGAAAUAAAAACCGUUACAACUGGAACAACCACUGUCUGGUUACCACCGGUUGGUAUAUAUAUUAGUGAUGGACAAACCUCCACCAGUACUAUCACAGACGCUCAAUGGAAUACAUAUCCUGUUACUUUCACUUCUAUAAUAAAUAAAGAUCAAGCUGCUCCAACACAACAAACCACUGAAGCUCAACAACAACAACCUACCACUACUACUACCAGUUCGACCAGUCCGGCUCAGCCAACUACUACUGAAACCCAACAACAACAACAACAACAACAACAACCAACAACCACCGAACAAGCUCAGCCUACUACAACCGAACAACAACCGCAACAACCAACAACUACCGAACAACAACAACAACAACAACCUACUACAACCGAACAAGCUCAACCAACCACUACAUCAACUGAACAAGCUCCACAGUCAACUGAACAAGGUCAACAACAAGGACAACCUACCACAACUGAACAAACUUCUCAAACAACUGAACAAGGUCAACAAACUACUGAACAAAACGAUACUACCACACAAUCACCUUCCACUACAACUAUAGACUACACUUCCAGCACAUCCUCAACCUCAACCUCUAGUCCAAGUCCAAGCUCAAGUACAGGUUCUAGUGGAGAUAUUCCGGCCCCAACUGCUAUUGUGUACUCACCAUAUGCUAAUGACAGAAGCUGUAAAUCAGCAGACACUAUUAGAUCUGAUAUUCAGUUAAUUAAUAGCAAAGGUAUCAAACAAAUUAGAUCUUAUGGUACUGAUUGUGGAUCAUUAACCACUGUUCUUGAAACUUGUCGUGAAUUGGGUAUUACUGUUAAUCAAGGGGUUUGGAUAUCUGCUGCUGGUGUUGAUUCUAUUGAUGACCAAGUUUCUGAUGUUAUUAAGUAUGGACAAUCCAAUGGUUGGGAUGUUUUCAAUUUACUCACUAUUGGUAAUGAAGCUAUUAUUGCUGGAUACGUUUCACCUUCUGAAUUGGUCAGCAAAAUAAAAUCGGUCAAGUCACAAUUACAAAGUGCUGGUUAUAACGGUAAAGUCACCACUUCUGAACCACCUGCCACUUAUCUUAAAUAUCCUAGUUUCUGUACUGAUGCUGACAUUGAUGUUGUCGGUAUCAACCCACAUUCUUAUUUCAACGCCAAUAUUGAACCAAAAGAUGCUGGUUCAUACAUUGUCCAUCAACAACAACAAGUUGCUGAAAUUUGUGGUGGUAAAUCAGUUCUUAUAACUGAAACUGGUUAUCCUUCAAAAGGUUCUACUUUGGGAGUAAAUGUGCCUUCUCCAGAAAAUCAAGAAAUUGCUAUUUCUUCUAUAAUAAAAGAAACUGGUGGUGAUUGUACUAUUUUAACUACUUAUAACGAUUUCUGGAAAGAUCCAGGUCCAUACGGUAUUGAACAAUAUUUUGGGGUCAUUCAAUUAUUUCAAUAG
Messenger RNA from Candida albicans SC5314, 1521 nucleotides. RefSeq names its product putative glucan endo-1,3-beta-D-glucosidase (gene SCW11). Gene Ontology annotation, biological process: cell wall organization; carbohydrate metabolic process. Bases 1 to 1521 code for a protein of 506 amino acids. The transcript has a single exon. Gene Ontology annotation, cellular component: extracellular region; cell surface; fungal-type cell wall. The record is from RefSeq and is a predicted model, not a curated record. Gene Ontology annotation, molecular function: 1,3-beta-glucanosyltransferase activity; glucan endo-1,3-beta-D-glucosidase activity. Lineage: Eukaryota; Fungi; Ascomycota; Pichiomycetes; Serinales; Debaryomycetaceae.